GAUGUUCAUCGUGGUGGUCUUGUCUGUGGUUAAUACUUGGAAUUUCCCUGGUGUAUCUGUUUUCCUUAUAGCUCCAGGAAUAGGUGUUUUGUGUUGCUGGGUAAGAUUUUUAUGCCCACCAUGCAUUUAAAAAUCCAAAACAACAGAGGAACCCCAAACCCCAGUCCACGAUUGGCAUCAAGGAGCCCCAGUUCUGAGAGACCCAGGGGCAGGAAUGGGCUGCUGUUAAACUGGGAAUAGGACAUGUGGAUAUGGAUGGCUCCCAGUUCACUUUUAGCACAGUACAGCUUUGGGGAGUGGUGAUACACCAUGUGUGAGUAUUUCAGUACUUCAGUCUGUGUUCUGUUGAGUUACUGAAAACAGACCAGGAAAUAAUGGGCUGUGUCAGAGGAGCACUUCCCAAAUCCUGUAACCCUCAGGAGAAGGCAGAUUCAGUGUCUGUGUGGAGCUGGCUUUGUUCCCAAGGUAGGGAUGUGUUCACAGGGUAUUUCACACUGCACAGUAAAUAAUAAAAAGUUCAUGUGUUAGCCUGGUCUGUUUGACCACUUAAGCUGCUAAAUGAGAUGUAACUGCACAGCAGACAGCAGUGUUGGGCUCACCCAGAGCUGGAAUGGCUCAGAGGAGGGUUUUGAUGUUCCUAGUCAUAAAUUCUAACAACACAAUCAUUAAAAUGCUGAUACCUCGUGGAGGAUGUGCUGCAGAGUACUAGAGCUUGCAAAAUAGCAGUGAACAGCUUAAAACCAGGAACAUGGCAUUAGAAUGUGAUUUUUUUGUGUGUGGAUUAAAUGUAGGCUGUGAUAGUAUUCCAGGUAGAUUCUGUAAGGGAGUCUUAACAAGAAUUCUCGUGGCAGGGCAGUUUUCUGUGACCAAGUUUGGUUUAGUGGAAUUCAGAGCAGAAAUGCCUUCAUUCACUUUGUGUUGGGCAAAGGGCUGUUUUGGCACAGUCCUGACACCUGAGAGCUGUGAACUUCACCUGAAGGUUUCCAUCAGCUUGGCUGAAACUCGAGUGCAACGACCUGCAUUUAUUCAGGAGGUGGAAGGACCUGUUUGUGUCACAUUCUCAGUGUGCUGAUGCAGCAUAAUUAUGUCAACUCCUGUUCAAACCCUCGGUGACUAAUGGGGGGCUGACGUGAGCCUGGCAGGGCCCAGAGCUGUUCUAGCACCUGGAGAUGCUGUGGAGGAAGAAACAAACCUGUGGAAGCAACCACCCCUCGUUGGUAUAAAAGGAGUGAUCAGCAGGAGUGACCUGAGAGAAAAAUGUCUUGUAGACACACAGGGUGGGGACAUCUCAUCAGCAGGAAGAAUUUAGGGGUUGCUGAUUAUUUUGAAAGGAAUUAUGUUCUUGGGUAAUUCCAUCCGUUGCACUCACUUCAGGCAGGCUUUGGAGCAAAUGAGCCUCCAAACUGUGGCUGCAUCACCCAGCAUUAAUUUCCAGUUACAGAGGGAUUUAGACAAAGAAGCAAUCAUGCUUUGCUUAGGGAAAAAAUUGCUUGUCCAGCUUUGUGUCAGGCUGAAAUGUGUGUGACCCUGUUGGGUCUGUGUUCAGGGAGUGAACUUGAAACUCCAGAGACAUAAUGAGGGUGAAUUUCCAUAAGUAACAUCAUCUCACUGCUGUGUCCAGUCUGAAUUUUAAGGUAGUUUAAUUUAAAAAAAAAAAAAAAAAGCUGUACUUUUUAUAUGUUGCAUGUUGAUGUUUCACAUUUUGCCUUUUUGGACAAGAAGGCAAGGUUACAGAAAGGAGAGCACAAAGUUUUUGAGGAAAACCAGAAAGUUUUCUUCAAAGUAGGCCACUCAGUUGGCUUUCCUGGAAAGAUGAGCUGCUACAGUAUCUUAGAUAGUUACAGCAACCUGGCUUGGUAUAAUGUUAUCUGCAGUAUUUUGUCUUCUCAGUGGUAAUUUUUGAGGCAACAGAGCUCGUUUUUCCCUUUUUCUUGGCUUGAUUUCCCCAGGAUCAUUUUUGCUUUUAAGUAUUUUUAGUUCCACAUCCCCUGACGUUGAAGUGUUUGCUUAUCCCUCUGUGGUGCAGCGAGCCACAGGCUGUCCCUGUAAAUAGAUGUUCCAUCCUCAGAUCCCUUUCUGCUCCCCAGUUAUAAAGACACUGUCUUGUAUUCCAGGAAGGAACUCAAGAUUAUUGCCAAACAGGGAUGAUAGAGGUUGAAAGAUCUCAAGCAAAGGGAAUUUGCUCGCAAUGUCUCUUCGAGGUCACGGAAGGAUGAGAGGAAGCAGGAGAAGGCCCUUCGGCGCCUGCACGAGCUGGCUGAGCAGAGGAGGCAGCCUGAGUGUGCUCCUGGAAGUGGGCCCAUGUUCAGAACCACCACUGUGGCCGUGGAUGAGGAAGGUGGAGACGAUGACGAUUCCGCGGCCAACAGCGGCUCCUUCGUCCAGACAAGUUCUGGCCAGGCUGCAGAGAUGACUAUGGACAGAGGCUUCCUGAACACUGGACAGGGUGUGAUGCCAAGCCAGGCGCCCUCUCAGGCAGCACAGGCCAUCAGCUUUGGCAUCAAGAGCUCUCUGGGGACUCCGCUGCAGAAGAUCGGGGUGUCGUUUUCCUUCGCGAAGAAGACUCCAGUCAAGCUGGAGACCAUUGCUUCUGUUUUCAAGGACCAUGUGGAAGAGUCCAGCUCUUCAGAUGGGGCAAAAGGGGAUGAGAGGGGGUCUUCAGAGGCUGGCGGCCUGCAGAAGUCUGGGGAGGGAGAAGGCACCAACAAUUCUGACGGCAAGGAGGACGAUGACCAGCACGACAAGGACAGCGGGUCCCUGGCCAGCACCUUAUCGAAACUGAAGAAGAUGAGGAGAGAAGAUGGACCAACGGCCGUGGAACCAGAGUACUACCACUACAUCCCCCCAGCCCACUGUAAAGUGAAGCCCAAUUUUCAAUUCCUGCUUUUCAUGAAGUCAACCGAACAAAUGGAAGCUGAAAAUGUGAACAAAAAAAACACAAAUGAAGUGAAAAAGGGGACUUCCCCCAAACCCAAACCCGGGAAGCACACGGAGAAAGCCACUGACAGCACGGCGCAGCAGAAGGAGCAGAGUACUACUGAAACCACAUCCCAGCAGGGCAAAACAGAGCCAAAAGACAUCCAGGAGAAUGAAAGUACAGAGGAGAGCAAACACCUUCCAGAGAGCAAACCCCCCGAGCCAGACACUGCUAAAGAAGCUGCUCCACCUGCCUCAGGCUGCAGAGAUGGCUCUGAGGGACCAAAGCACCCGACAGGACCUUUUUUCCCAGUUCUGAGUAAAGAUGAGAGCACAACACUGCAGUGGCCUUCAGAGCUGCUCAUAUUCACCAAAGCUGAGCCCUCUGUGUCCUACAGCUGUAACCCCCUGUACUUCGACUUCAAGCUCUCCCGCAACAAAGAUGCCAAAGGGAAAGGGGCAGAGAAAUCCAAGGAUCCGGGGGGACUUUGUAAAGACAACACUCAGAGCACAGAGUCUGGUGAGGUGAGCAAAGCCAAGGAGGGUGAAAGCGUAGGCAACAGUUCUGCUGUGAAAACAGAGAACAAAUCCCAGAGCAAGCAGGAGUGCGGCCCGGGCAGCGUCGGUAAGGGGGAGGGGGAGGACAGCAGUAAGAGCAUAACGGGGAAGAGUAAAUCGGGGAGGUCCCAUAAACACAAAAAGAAAAAGAAGCACAAAAAGUCCAGCAGACACAAACGCAGACACAAGGAGGAAGCUGAAGAGAAGGGCCGGAAAGCUGAGCUGGGGGAAGAGAAACCCAAGAAGCGGAAAAGGCACAGGCACAAAAAAGGUAAAUCCUCCCUUUCGACGGAGUCAGACCGGGUGCUGAAACCCGAACUGUCAGAAGACUGCAGCCACUUCCAGAAGAAAAAGCGGUGCUCCCAGGAGUCCCAGAGGAAAUCCCUGUCUGCCGAGGAGGGAAGCAGCGGUAAAAAAGAGGACGGGGGUAACUCCUGCCAAGAGCACGGCAGCAAGAAACACAAGGCUGAGCUGCAGCAGGUCCCUGCUGCGAGGAGGCGCUGCCCGGCUGCGUCCCAGGGCCGACCCGGCCGCCGGAGCCGGCAGAGCAGCGGCGACUACGACAGCGACGAGGGCUCCCACGGGAAGCACUGCCGGCAGAAAUCCCCGUCCCAGUACAGCGACGACUACGACUCCGGCAGCGAGCACUCCCGCAGCCGCUCCCGCUCGGGCCGCGGGCACUCCUCCCACAGGUCCUACUCCAGCAGCUCCGACGCCUCCUCGGAGCACAGCCGGUACAGCCGCCGCAGGAGCUACUCCGACGACAGCUACAGCGACUACAGCGACCGCUCCCGCUGCCACUCCAAGCGCUCCCAGGACUCGGAGGAUGACUCCGACUACAACAGCUCGAACCACCGCUCGAAGCGGCGCAAAUACUCCUCGUCGGAGGAUGACUACAGCUCGAGCAGGAGCAGGUCCAGGAGCCGGAGCAGGAGCCGAACCCACCCUCGGGGCAGGUCAAGAUCGAGGAGCCGGGGCAGGACCCGCAGCAGCAGCUGCAGCCGCAGUCGGAGCAAGAGGAGGAGCCGGAGUGUGACGGGUCGGAGCUGGAAGCGGAGCCGCAGCUACAGCCGGGACCGGAGCCGCAGCACCCGGAGCCACUCGCAGAGGUCCCUGUCACGGAAGGGCUCACGGGGCCACGAGAGCCCCGAGGAGAGAAGGUCUGGCAGGAGGGACUUCAUCAGGUCCAAGAUCUAUCGCUCCCAAUCCCCGCACUAUUUCCGGACAGGCCGAGGUGAAGGAUCGCUGCUGAAGAAAGAGGAGGGCAAAGGAGAGGAUCUGAAAGGAUCUGGCUCUCUCUCCCAGAACAGCAGCAGCUCUGGCACGGGGCGGGCCUCGGAAGGGGACUGUAGUCCUGAGGAGAGAAACUCUGUCACUGCAAAGCUGCUUUUGGAAAAGAUUCAGUCCAGGAAGGUUGAGAAGAAGCCCUGUGUGGCUGACGAGGUGCUGGCGGGGGCAAACAAGGUGGGCAUAAAGCUCAAAGAUCCUCCCCAGGGCUACUUUGGCCCAAAACUUCCUCCUUCCUUAGGCAACAAACCGGUUCUCCCGUUAAUCGGGAAGCUGCCAACGGUGCGGAAACCGAACUCCAAACGAUACGAGGAGUCUGGCUUGGAGAGGGGUGAGGAGCAAGAGCUGUCAGAUGCUGAGGACGGUUCCCAAGGCAUGGAGGAGGGUCAGCUGGCCGGGCAGUCUCUCCUGGAAGAUGUGGUGAUGGUCAUUCAGGACAAACCUCUGGACGAGCCGAAACGCGACGAACCUGCCGUGGAGAUGCCGUCGAUUCCCCUGGAAGCGCCGUCGCUCCCUGAGUGCUUUGGCUCUGGAGAUCUGGUCAUGUCACACAACUUCCUCUCGGAUCCGAACGAUGGUGAUGGGCUGGAACCCAUGGAUGGGGGCAGCCAGCCGGUCCCAGUGGAAACCAGUAUGAUGCCCUUAGUUCCAGACGUCGAGCACUUUCCUGGCUAUGUGCCUCAGAGCGGCGAGCCGAGCAUGGAAGGGGAUCGGGAAGGGGGAGAAGAUUCCUCUCUGGCCCCGCUGGAGAGCCAGCCCAUCACCUUCACCCCCGAGGAGAUGGAGAAGUACAGCAAGCUGCAGCAGGCGGCCCAGCAGCACAUCCAGCAGCAGCUCCUGGCCAAGCAGGUCAAGGCCUUCCCCGCCUCGGCGGCCCUGGCGCCGGCAGCGCCCGCGCUCCAGCCCAUCCACAUCCAGCAGCCGGCGGCGGCCUCGGCCACGUCCAUCACCACGGUGCAGCACGCCAUCCUGCAGCACCACGCCGCCGCCGCCGCCGCCGCCAUCGGCAUCCACCCGCACCCCCACCCGCAGCCCCUCGCUCAGGUCCACCACAUCCCCCAGCCCCACCUGACGCCCAUCUCCUUAUCCCACCUGACCCACUCGAUUAUUCCAGGGCACCCCGCCACCUUCCUGGCCAGCCACCCCAUCCACAUCAUUCCGGCCUCAGCCAUCCACCCGGGCCCCUUCACGUUCCACCCGGUCCCGCACGCUCUCUACCCGACCCUCCUGGCCCCGAGGCCCGCAGCCGCCGCCGCCGCCACGGCCUUGCACCUCCACCCCCUGCUGCACCCCAUUUUCUCAGGACAGGACUUGCAGCACCCACCCAGCCACGGCACAUGAAGGACAGAACGAAGGAACCUCAGAGUUUUGGGAAGGGGUUGGAGCUGAUCCAGCGGGCGGGUGAGGCCUGAGCAUUUCCUGUCGCUCUUGAGCAGCCGAAGAAGCCGGAGGCUCAAGGGCUGGGCGGCAGCGUUGUCCAUAUCCACUCCCAGGGAUGUCUCGCUCCCACACCUCCGUGCACGCAGCGGCACCGUUCCAAGAACCAUUUCACCUGCAGACCAGCGAGACACUUGGAAAGGCUUUUUUUUCCCCCCCCUGGGUUCUUACACUUGGUCAUCUUCCUUCUGCCGCCUUGUAUAUAAUAAAUGAGGUCUCAUCCACACUAA
Messenger RNA from Pseudopipra pipra, 6428 nucleotides. It is a transcript of the gene GPATCH8, whose product is annotated as G-patch domain containing 8. The record is from RefSeq and is a predicted model, not a curated record. Lineage: Eukaryota; Metazoa; Chordata; Aves; Passeriformes; Pipridae. Bases 2302 to 6102 code for a protein of 1266 amino acids. Gene Ontology annotation, molecular function: nucleic acid binding. Gene Ontology annotation, cellular component: nucleus. The transcript has 3 exons.